GGUGGUUUUAUAUUUAAAUAUAAAUUCACAAAUUAGUGGUGGUAGAGAAAAUCUACCAGAUGAUUCUAAUGCUCUAUUACCAACUUCUCCUCCAUUACUUGAAGAUGUAUUAGAAUGUUAA
This is a messenger RNA of Dentiscutata erythropus, 121 nucleotides long. The record is from the annotation of a GenBank genome assembly. Lineage: Eukaryota; Fungi; Glomeromycota; Glomeromycetes; Diversisporales; Gigasporaceae.